AUUCCUCUUCCUCUGCAUCUUCUUCUUCUCCGGCGAGCAGAAGCGCCGACGAUCGGAAGGCCCCUCCAGCGACGACUUAGGCAACUCCGGCAGCAGCUUGAGCCAACGGCGAAUUCCAGCGAUUCAACGGCGGCGGUGCUCCGGCGAGUGACCUCCAGCGACCGGCGAAGUCUAGUCCUUGAUUGACUGAGUUCGGGCAGCAAGUCGAUCCGGCCAGCAGGGGCAGUUUCAACGACCAAUUCGGGUGACCGGCUCCGGGUGAUGUUCCUAGGAAUUGAAUCGAACCAACGAGGUGGUUGUGGUUGAUUGACUCUGGAAUCCAUCCCAGAGAGCAGCAUGAUGGAGGAGAUGUACGGAUGCAGGGAUUUAAUGUUUGAUUUAAUUAUAAGGCUUCCGCACUGUUUGUAUUAACUCUGAUAUCUCAAGGCAUCUUCAUAUUCCACUGAUCCAGUUGUGAAGGGAGAGUGUGCUUUACGCGUUCUCCGUGACAUAUUUCUUGCACGCGUUCCUUUGCCGGUGUAUUCUUCUACUGCUGCGUUUCUUCCUCGACCAGGUUUGUGCCUAAAUAUACAACUAUUAGGCAGGCAAUUCUCCACUCUGCUCAUUUGUUUCAUGACAACAACAUUUUGGGCACCUUUAUGAGAAUAAGGUUCUCAGGUAACAAAAAAAAUAAGAGCACAGUGAAAAAAGGUACACCUCUGAACUUCUGAACUAUUCUCAUUGAGGUAAGGGAAUUUUUAGAGUUUCUUAUAUGGUUUUCAGUGUAUUUGCUUUCGGACCUAUUCACUUUUCAUGAACAUUAUCAGUCUUCUUUGACCUAGAAACAUUCAUUUGUUUUUUUCCUCGAAAACUUAAUAAUUUUUUUUCCAGUUUCUUCUAAUACGGUUCUUUUUUCAGUGUUCAAUAUCAUUCAUUUUACUUUUUUUUGUUUGCUCUGGGUUUCAAUUAUUUUGAUUUAGCCUUAUGCUUAUAGCUACACCCAUGGUGAUCAGUCCCCGGAAGUUACCAAGUGCUUAGGCACCGUUUGGACAGGGAAAGACCGUUACAUCUGGAUCGACUUAGGGGCUGGCCCAGUGGAGUAUGGUCCAGCACUCUAUGGCGAUGGUCUUAUGCCUAGGGGCGAGUUUCAUCCACUGGCGUCUAUCCACGGCCGACCCAAGUCUCAAAAGUCUAUUCUUUCUGACUUGGCUUCACUGGUUUGGAGUGCUUACCAGUACGAAGCAUGAAAUGGAUUGGCCAUUCUAGCCGCCCACCGCCCCACGAUCCAAGCCUCUUCACAGCGGAGUAUUAUAGAAAAGAAUGGUUUCCACGGUUUCAGCCAGUUUCUUCUUCCUACAGUUUCUUCUUCCGGUGCGCCUAUUCUUGCUUCAACUUUGCAGGUGACACAAUACUCUUCGUGCUCCGUCUUUAUCUCAUCAACUUCUUGUUCCUCUUCCUUGCAAAUGGAUGCAGAAGAACAAAUCAUACACAUAAAACCAAAUUCCAGGUCAUGGAGCUGCAAAGUUCUGGUGGUUGAGAAGUUGAACGAACGCGAAUCAUUCAAUAAACCUGGACUAACAUAUAAACCUAUAAUCUUGCAAGACAGUGCUGGACACAAGGUCAAAGCAAUGACUUAUGGACAAGAUAUUGCCAUAAUCGACAAACGCAUCCAGCUGAAUGGCACAUAUAAGGUAUUUGAUGCAAGGGUUUCGCAAGCGACGCAUGGGUUUGCGGUCCCUGAUGAAACUUAUAGGUUCAUUUGGACAUUGAAUAGAAGAACAAUGAUUCAUGACGUCAGUCCCGAUGAAAAGCUCGUACCUCAGCCAACUGCAGAUGCUGAAAUUGAACCAUUUUCAAUGUUCUACAAAUCAAUGUGGAGUAAAAAAGAUAUCAAUGUACUUGGAGCUGUUAUUUCCAAAUUGGCCCGCAGGUUUGUCUUCACAAAAAAAGGUCAAAAGACAACAACCGACUUCAUCAUCAUAGACCAAGAGAUGAAAUGUUGUUACGCAUCCUCCGUUAUCCUUAUUGAAUAAAUAUUGUUUUCAACACCUCGAAUCAAUACCAUAUCAAACCUCGCACCUAGGAAUCAUGCUCCUAGGGACAGAGACCCUCAAACUCUAACGUCUCUCUGGUGCAGACGCUUACAAGGAUGCCAUUGGCCAAUUUGCCGCCCACCGCCCCACGACACACCCUGCGUCGCCGUUAACCGCCCCACCAUGGGUCAAGCUUUUAUGUCUUCCUGGGAUUGCAGAUGUCACUCUUCUUCUCCAACUCCUCUCUGCCAAACCAAGGUGAUUUAAAUACUGCUUGUGCCCCGUUUUGAUCUCUUCAGCCCAUUUUGUUUGGGUUCCAUUUUUCUUUGGUGGAGGGCCCAAUUAUGUUUUUUCCUUGGUUGACUAACAAAAGGAAGGAAGUAAAAGGGCUGGGCAGUGGGAGGACUUACGAUAGAGCAGAGAGAAAAAAAAAUCAGAAUUGAGAGAGGAAAGGUGGUGGUGCAGAAUGUACAGACCAGCCGCACAAAUUCGAUCAUCGCCGGAGAUCCAACCGUUGGAUUGAGCUGAAAUUUUCAGAGGUUGUUCCCAACACUUAGGGCUUCAAUCUGUUCAAUUUUCACGUCAAUCGGAGCUACGGAUCUUCUGUAAUCGCAGCUGGUGCGACGCUGCGUUUUUGGGUGAUAAUCCUGAUUUUCCUUCUCUAUUGUUGAUGGCUCUUAUGUAUGUUGUUGUUGGUGGGCUGUGACAUCCUUGUAGACUGAGUUUGGG
Cuscuta campestris is the source of this 2741-nucleotide messenger RNA. The record is from the annotation of a GenBank genome assembly. Lineage: Eukaryota; Viridiplantae; Streptophyta; Magnoliopsida; Solanales; Convolvulaceae.